GAGAGGGGGCGGGGAACAGGAGAGGAGGAGGGGCUCCUUAGGCGAGGGUUCGAGCUCCGUACGCACCAGCUGGAAAGCCCGAGGAGGGGGCGGGAAGGAGGCGUGUCGAGCAGGGUGGAGGGAAGUUGUGAUGGGGCGGGAAGAACAAUGCAAAAGGAAAAGAGAGAAGGGCAGUUAGGCAGGGAAGAGCGGGGCCAGAGAAAAAUAGGAGCGUAUAGCAGAAGAAGGGAGAAAGCAAAUCGAUUGGGAAAUGUGAAUCCGAGAGGGUAUGGGCGGGCGCUAGGACCGGGCGUCGAGAAGAUGCGGCUUUGGUGCUACUGGGGCGCGCGCUUGCCUAGAGGUGACGCGGCCGUGGCGGAGGUCUCUGGCCGGGACGAAGCACUGCAGGGAGAGGAGACUUGGCUACCUUUAGCCUCGGCUUGGCUCUUUCUGCGCACUUCUCUGCUUCCUUUUCUUCCUACUGAUCUGGGGUCGUGCUCUGGCCCAGGGGCGCCCAGCCUUUCUUUAGGUCCCACUGCACCUUCCCCGCCCAGUUGCGUACCUCUGCGCCUCCCCUGCGCGCCAGUGCCGGGUGGUGGAGGCUGUGGGGGGGGCCUGGCCGCUGAUUGGCUGCUGCGAGCGCGGGGCGGGGCGGGUGGGAGUCUCUCGACCUCCGCGGGCCCGCUCGUCUUUCCCGCCAUGUCGUUCGUGGAGGGCGGGCGGCGCUCGGCUGCUCUACGCCGACGUCUCGACACCCCUGUCACGUUUUCCCGGCCCGCGUUUUCCACUUUCACUCAGGGGGAUAGUUGGGGUGAGGGUGAAGUGGACGAGGAGGACGGAUGCGACCAAGUGGCCCGUGACCUGCGGGCGGAGUUCUCGGCCGGGGCGUCGUCGGAGCCUAGGAAGGGCUCGCUAUUUGGGCGGGACGGGGACGGGUCUCCAGUUCUGCCCGAUAAGCGCAAUGGCAUUUUCUCGGCGGUGGCGGACGACGGAGCCCAGGCUCGACGGUGGCCGGUCCAGGUCCUCUCAAUUCUUUGUUCGCUGCUGUUCGCCAUCCUCCUCGCCUUCCUCCUCGCCAUCGCCUACCUGAUCGUAAAAGAGUUGCAUGCUGAGAAUUUAAAGACUGAAGAGGACAUAGACACUGGGCUAUUAGGAUUCUGGACUCUACUUAUAAUAUCUCUCUCUGCUGGAUUCUCCUGCUGUAGCUUUUCUUGGACAGUGACUUAUUUUGAUUCUUUUGAACCAGGAAUGUUUCCUCCUACUCCUCUUUCACCAGCCAAGUUCAACUCACUUCUCUCCUGAUUCCUAGCUAUUUAAUAGAUCUUGCAGCCUGAAUAUCAGAACGCACCCUGCACUUAAAAUUAUUAAGACCCCAGCCUGUCUUUAAGACAUCAGUCUCCAUUCACUUAUCAAGGCUUGAAAUGCUUUUUCACUGCAUUUAUCCUUUGCCAAAUGGAUAUCCUUUGCCUUUUGGAAUGUUAUUGGAAUACUUUGUCUUUGUACCCUCAGUGUUUUUGCCCUUUUUAAGGCCUUAGCCAGUGACGUUCAAUCCGUCAUCUCCCCUACUCCAAGCUUUCACUUUUCAAAUUCAUCCUGUAUAUUGUUACCUCUGUAAAAGCAGAUCUUAGUCACACUCUUCCUUGUUUAAAAGCCUUCAGUGGUUUUCUCACUGCCUUCAAACUGAUGUCAACUUCCAAGUACAGCAGAACAGUCCUUCCCCAAGUGAUCCUACCAUACUUUUCCAGCUUUAUCUUUAGCUAUUUCUCCAGUGCACCCUGUUCGGUAUCCACAUAAUCAUAUUACCCUGGCAUCCCUUGAAUAAACUGUACUUCUGAGAUGCCAUGACUUUA
Molecule: messenger RNA, 1829 nt
Organism: Lontra canadensis (Northern American river otter)
Lineage: Eukaryota; Metazoa; Chordata; Mammalia; Carnivora; Mustelidae
Gene: ARL6IP6
Product: ADP ribosylation factor like GTPase 6 interacting protein 6
Exons: 4
Coding region: 148-1281 (377 amino acids)
Source: RefSeq, a predicted model, not a curated record